AAGGCGUUGGAAGAUUGGUUGGGUCUCGUGCGGGCCUUUAAACCCAAGGGGAAGUGUUUGUUCCUAUUGGAGUGUUCAGUGUAGACUCACUGUUCCAGUUGGAUCAGCUGAUAAGAUCGGCCUUGGCCUAGAAUAGAUGGCAGACAAUGUCAACAACUAACAAUAUAGCACAAGCACGGAAACUCGUGGAACAACUGAGGAUUGAAGCAGGCAUUGAGAGGAUCAAGGUAUCCAAAGCUGCUGUAGACCUUAUGAAUUACUGCGAGCAGCAUGCCCGAAGUGACCCGCUGAUUCUUGGAGUUCCGACGUCUGAGAAUCCUUUCAAGGAAAAGAAACCCUGUAUCAUCCUAUAGCUUUGCCCAAUGAUGGAUGAAGUACAGCUCAUUCAAACCCAAUCAAUGAUUACCAACAGCAAGAAAUAUUCAAGUCAAUGAAUACAGGUGUCUAAAUAGAAAUGUAUUUGUUUUUUAAAAUUAUAGUUGAAUCAGUGGUUGCAAAUCUAGCAAAGGGGAUUUAGAAAUUUCAGCCAAUGAGAAUUAACUUCACCAGAUCAAGCAUGGGAGGGGUUUUAAAGGAGAACAUUUUGUUAUUGAUGUGCUUUCUAAUGUGUCUACAUUUUGACUGGAUCAUAAGUUGAUAGUUUUAUUGUUUUUGUUUGGUGAGGGUGGGGCAAAGGGGUGAAAUGGAAAAAGAGGAUCUGUCGAGUUAUACCCAUAUGAAUGGAAUUGCAUUGUGUGAACUUUGCUGUUAACGUUUGGAAUACUUAGACAUUUAAUUCAGUUUCUGUAUUAUAUGCUAAGUAUUUCAAAUGUAAAACCAGGAAGAAGUAAUUCAUUUCCACUACUAAUAUUUAAUGGAAGUUGCAAAUAAGGGCACGUUUUAUUUACUCCUGCCUUUCAGUUCCUUCAACUUGAUCAAUACU
Hemiscyllium ocellatum (epaulette shark) is the source of this 922-nucleotide messenger RNA. It is a transcript of the gene gng7, whose product is annotated as guanine nucleotide binding protein (G protein), gamma 7. Gene Ontology annotation, biological process: G protein-coupled receptor signaling pathway. Gene Ontology annotation, molecular function: G-protein beta-subunit binding. The transcript has 4 exons. The coding region runs from base 147 to 353 and encodes 68 amino acids. Lineage: Eukaryota; Metazoa; Chordata; Chondrichthyes; Orectolobiformes; Hemiscylliidae. Gene Ontology annotation, cellular component: heterotrimeric G-protein complex. The record is from RefSeq and is a predicted model, not a curated record.